This is a messenger RNA of Vicugna pacos (alpaca), 7861 nucleotides long. RefSeq names its product STEAP2 metalloreductase (gene STEAP2). Gene Ontology annotation, molecular function: cupric reductase (NADH) activity; ferric-chelate reductase (NADPH) activity. Gene Ontology annotation, biological process: copper ion import. Lineage: Eukaryota; Metazoa; Chordata; Mammalia; Artiodactyla; Camelidae. Gene Ontology annotation, cellular component: endosome; plasma membrane. The record is from RefSeq and is a predicted model, not a curated record.
UUAAUGCGGUUUAUGGAAAGGGCAUUUCUCAGCACUAUUCUCCAAGGACACGGUCCAGCCAAGGAUGGUUUGGGUGGGGAGAGGUGAGGGGGAAACACGUACAGGAUAAAAGAGCUGUUUUCUGGAGACUUGUCAAGAACUGAGAGUGCGGAACAGGGAAUGGGGAAGAGGCGUAAUAAGACGCAAAGUCUAGGGUUGGAAAGGCGACCACACAGUACAAAAGAAAAGUGGGUUCGAUUUUUCUAGAGCGGCUUCAAAAGGAAUCUCGGGGGAGCCCUGCAGGGGGGCGCAGGCUAAGGGCAGAUACUCAGCUGCUCCCAAUAGGGGGCGGGGAGCGCCCAGCCCCAGUGGCGCAGCCGGGACUCCCCGCCGCACUGCUCGCCCCCCUUGGCGUUCCACGUCCUCCAGGGCUCUCCCCAAGCCCUCCCUUCCCCCUCUCCAAACAACCCGACUCCUCCCCGGCUCCUCGGCUCUCCCGCCUCGCCCGCCGGGCCCUCUAGUCGGCGUCCCCGGGCCCGCUCCUCGCUCUGCGCCCUGCUUGCGCGCAGCCUCUAGCGGCGCGUCAUUGCGAGGCCGGCCUCGGCGCGCCUCCCUCCCUCCCUCCAACCCCCGGCCCCAGCCCUGCACGAUCAGAAGCGCGAACGCCGCGGCAGCCACCCUCCAGCCGGCGGCCAGAGGCGCAGUCCCUAGGCCCUGGAGCACGGGCGGGCCCCUGGGGAGUCGGCGCCGCUCCAGCAGAGCCGCGAGGCCAGCCUCUGCCCGGCGCCGAGGGCGCGGAGGACAUCCCUGGUGAUCUUGGAAGAGUCCGUAUCAUGGAAUCGAUCUCUAUGAUGGGAAGCCCUAAGAGCCUUAGCGAAACUUUUUUGCCUAAUGGCAUGAAUGGUAUCAAAGAUGCAAAGAAGGUCACUGUAGGUGUAAUUGGAAGUGGAGAUUUUGCCAAAUCCCUGACCAUUCGACUUAUUAGAUGUGGCUAUCAUGUGGUCAUAGGAAGCAGAAAUCCUAAAUUUGCUUCUGAAUUUUUUCCUCAUGUAGUAGAUGUCACUCACCAUGAAGAUGUUCUAGUAAAAACAAAUAUAAUAUUUGUUGCUAUACAUAGAGAACAUUACACCUCCCUUUGGGACCUGAGACAUCUGCUUGUGGGUAAAAUCCUGAUUGACGUGAGCAAUAACAUGAGGAUAAAUCAGUACCCAGAAUCCAAUGCUGAAUAUUUGGCUUCAUUAUUCCCGGACUCCUUGAUUGUGAAAGGAUUUAAUGUUGUCUCAGCUUGGGCACUUCAGUUAGGACCUAAGGAUGCCAGUCGGCAGGUUUAUAUAUGCAGCAACAAUAUUCAAGCUAGACAACAGGUUAUUGAACUUGCGCGUCAGUUGAAUUUCAUUCCCGUUGACUUGGGAUCAUUAUCAUCAGCCAGGGAGAUUGAAAAUUUACCCCUGCGACUGUUUACUCUUUGGAGAGGACCAGUGGUGGUAGCCAUAAGCCUGGCCACAUUUUUCUUUCUUUACUCCUUUGUCAGAGAUGUGAUACAUCCAUAUGCUAGAAACCAGCAGAGUGACUUUUACAAGAUUCCUAUUGAGAUUGUGAAUAAAACCUUGCCCAUAGUUGCCAUUACUUUGCUGUCCCUAGUAUACCUGGCAGGUCUUCUGGCAGCUGCUUAUCAGCUUUAUUAUGGAACCAAAUAUAGGAGAUUUCCACCUUGGUUAGAGACCUGGUUACAGUGUAGAAAGCAGCUUGGGUUACUAAGCUUUUUCUUCGCUUCGGUCCACGUUGCCUACAGCCUCUGCUUACCGAUGAGAAGGUCAGAGAGAUACUUGUUUCUCAACAUGGCUUAUCAGCAGGUUCAUGCAAAUAUUGAAAACUCUUGGAACGAGGAGGAAGUUUGGAGGAUUGAAAUGUAUAUCUCCUUUGGCAUAAUGAGCCUUGGCUUGCUUUCCCUCCUGGCUGUCACCUCCAUCCCUUCAGUGAGCAAUGCUUUAAACUGGAGGGAAUUCAGUUUUAUUCAGUCGACACUUGGCUAUGUGGCUCUGCUCAUAAGUACUUUCCAUGUUGUAAUUUAUGGAUGGAAACGAGCUUUUGAAGAAGAGUACUACCGGUUUUACACACCACCAAACUUUGUUCUUGCUCUUGUUUUGCCCUCAAUUGUAAUUCUGGGUAAGAUCAUUUUACUCCUUCCAUGUAUAAGCCGAAAGCUAAAGAGAAUUAAAAAAGGCUGGGAAAAGAGCCAAUUUCUAGAAGAAGGUAUUGGAGGAGCAGUUCCUCAUCUCUCACCAGAGAGGGUUACAGUAAUGUGAUGAUAAAUGGUGCUCGCUGAUGCCAUGUAAAUUUCUGUUUAUGCCAUUCUUUUUGACUUCUUUUAUCUUCACUUGGAAGGGCACUGUCAAAUUGCUGUGGGCCGAAACCGGUUCAGUGAGAUCUCAACUGAAUUAGUAGUAGAAUUUUCUUCAGAUUUAUUUUCACAAAUGUCCUAUUUUACCAACAUGAAUUUUUAUAGUCAUCUUACUGUUGAAAUGUAGGUAUGUUUUGUUUUCUUUUGGACAACCAUGAUACUAUUGUUAUUUUAACAAACUAUAUUCCAUAAUCAGGCAGAAAUAUUUAUAGUUAACAAUAUGGAUACAACAUAAUGUUAAAAAACUUUGCAAACCAGCAGAAUUUUAAGUUUUAAUAUAAUCCAAUGGAUUUUUUUUUCUGAAGCUUAAGUAAGGUUUUAAUUGUUAUCCAACUUAAGAAACAGGAAUGCAUAAUCAUCCAUUAUUUUUAAGAAAAGCACACAUUACAUUAGCAUCUAGGUAAGGAUGCAUGGUAACAUCCCCAGAUUUCUUUCAUAAGAUAGGGUUUGAAAAAUGUAAUUUACUGUGAAUCAAUGUGAUUUGUGAACAAACACAACUUAAAGAGACAACUGAACUUGAAAUUAUAUUUAAAAUGCAUCAGAGACAUGAAAUACAUACUGAUAAUGUGUGCCUCAUGAAAGAUUUUAUUCUUUAUCUUGUUACAGAGAAGUUUUAUUUGCAUGUUCAUAAGCUGAUCAGGGAGAAGACAGUAAUAUAUGGCCUCCAAAACGGCUUUUCCUAAUACAUUAACAAUCCUAGGAAUCUUACAGUUGUUUCUGGUUUGAGGGAAAGUGUUCAGUUUACACACGAGUAGCUGUUUGUCAGCUGAUCUAUGUUGCUGCACCUUAGUCAGUCAUGCUCUGUAUGGUGGAGGAUUUUUCUAACAUUCACUGAGGGAUUAUAACAUGCCAGGCACUGUUCUAAGCACUUUAUUUGUAUUAUCCCAUUUAGUACUUCCAAUAACGCCAUGACAGAGGCAGUUAUCCUCCUUUUACAUAUAAGAAAACUGAAGGAUAGAAAAGUUAAGUAAUUUGUCCAAGGUCAUGCAGUUAGUGAGUGACAGAGCCAGCAUUCAAGUCCAGACAGUCACAUUUUAGAGGCUACAGUUUCAACCACGAGGCUGUGUGGCCCCUGCCCCAUCCCCAUGCCUACCUAUCUAGAUGAUCCCUCUUUUGUGUAAAGACAUUGACAUUCUUUACAGUGUGUUGGUGGUGUCAAAAUAUAUAUGAAAUUAUUAUAAUCAUAAAUUUAUUAUUGUGGGAUAAUCCACACUUACCAUGAGAGAGGAUCUUGCCUGGGACAGGACUCUGGAGACCCAUGGCAGUCCAUACACCUCCCUCUGGCAGUGAGGGACUCCAGCAGAGAUAGGACCAUAAUAGUUUUAAUGAAUGAAUGGCUGAGGUCCUAUGGAAUCUUAAAAAGUCCCUGUAGAGUUGGUUAUCUCUUUUCCUCUUUCUGAGAAGUCCUCCUGCCUGCUCAGCCAUUCAUUAGGGAGCACGCUGCAAGCAUGAAGGAUAUUUGGAUGAGUGUUUAAUUAUAAAUCUACUCUAGAGACACAUAAUCAUAUAAAUUAUUCAUAAAAUUUUCACUGCUGACAUUCCACAUUAAAAUUGCAUUCUGUCCAUACUUUGGUUAGAAUGCCCUACAUUUUUUUUCCAUUUGCUCUUCCCUUAUUAAAACUAGAAAGUUGAAGACAGGAUACAAUUAUAUGCAUUCCUUUCCUGAAAUUACAACAUUUCUAAACUUACCCACUUAAGGUAGUGCUGAAUCCAGCUGCCAAAAAUAAAAGAACUAUACUUAGUGGAGGCCACCUUUCCUACCAGUGGCUCUUUCACUAUCACUGCAUCAUGUUGGUUUGGUAAAUCACUCAUGAUUCUCUGAUGUUCUCUUCUUGGUGAAUUUUAAUAUCUUGUACUUUUUAAUUGAGUUUUUCAUUUUCUUUGUUUUAAUUAUAUUCUUUCCCUCUUAAGAAUCACUUGUUAGUGUGCAAUAAGGAUUCAGUUGGGUGAUAACUUAAAGGCAAACACCUAUAAACUAUAUAGUGGACUAGUGAAAUUAGCAGUUUAAUACUUUGUUCCUUAAGUUCCACUCCCUUAAGCUCAUGCUUUCACCAGUUAAUGUGAAAAUACAAUGAAAUACUUUUAAAAGUUAGAUGACUGCUGAACUAUAUUGUUGCAUGUAUGUAUUAGUUAGCCAAUAGUAUAAAUACAGUUAUCAGUAUUACAGAUAAAAGGGGCCUUUGAAGAUAUGAGAAAACAGAGUUUAUCAAAAUGUAUAUGACAUGUAGCUUUUGUUAUAAAUGGUAAUAUCUCCUUUUCAGUACUACAAAGAUGAAAUAAUUUUGAAGUUUUAGAAUAGACAUAAUAUAUUCAUUAUAAUUCUAAAUGUAUAAAAGUCCUUCUAAAAAUGCAAAAAUAUUGACUUUUAAUUGCUUGACUUAAAUGACUUUUUAUUGCUUUAUUUUACUAUUUCCUACCUGAUUAUUUUCCUUAAUCAUUAUUUCUCAUAAUUAUCCCUUUAAAAUCAUCACUUUGGCCUCAGAAGUAGGACUGUAUUCUGCUCUUACUAGAUGUGAGAAAGUAGUGAGAAAUUUAAAGUAUUGGGAUUUGUUUCCUAAAUUGUAUUUGGAGAAGUGCCCCUGAGAAGAUUAUAAGAAUGUAGAAAAUACAUCCAGUCUUAAUCCUAUGCAAAAAAAUUAAGUAGUUUUUUUCCUAAAAGGAAGUUAAUCAUGGACUGAAUCAUACUACUUAGCUUUUGUGUACCGAUUUCAUGUCUCCUGUAUUAAGAAUAUUUAAAAUCAUGUUUAAAUAAGAAUAUAUUCAUGCUAACAUAUAUUUUUCAAAGCAUAUAUGGAAAUUAGCCUAGAUUAUCUACAUGUAGAGAUUUUUAUUUAAAUUUUACAAUAUUUUAAAGUAUGAAUAAAUUAUAUUUAUAGGUGUUUAUCAGAGAUAAUUAUUUUGUGCUACGUAUGGAAUUGGUUAAUGAGCUAGUGUUAAAUUACCUGAUUAAUUUCUUAUAAAUUAGCAUAAUCUUGAGUUAAGGAAUUUUACUUUCAAAAUUAAUUUGAUAAUAGUAACUUAAUGUAUGUUCAUCCUAACAAUCAAAUUAUAAAAAUUAUUUGUGUAAAAGGGCUUCAAGAAUAUAUCAUAUCCAAUUUUUAUAUUGUUUACCUCUUAUAUAAUAUGAUAAAUCUUAAUUAUUUUAAUUGCCAUUUGCCAUUAAACUAUUUCAUAAUAAAUUCUGUACAGAGAGUUCUCCCCUCAAAGGUUUUAUUUGUGAAACCUAAAGUUUCUUAUGUAAUGUUUUAAAUAAAGUACCGUAAGUGUAAUCCGUAAAUCCUUCUUUAAGAAUACUAUGGACACUGAACUUGUGUCAGUCUAUGAAAUCUCUGUAUUGAAAUAAGCAUUUAAACAGCCUCAAAUGUCAUGUUGAAAUUAUUUUGUAUAUUCAUGACUUAAAGCAGUGCAACACAUAGUAUAAUAUACCCCAGUCUAGUGUUAAGAUUUAUAUUUGUGAUGUAUUGUCUUCAAAAUUAGAUGCUCCAUCCUCAGUUGUUCAUAAGUCAGUAGAGCAAAUUCUGGAACAUAUUCAGUAUAUGAAAUUGCUCUAAAUGAAACUGUAAUAAUAUUAGUGGAAACACAAUUUGUUCAUACCUUUGAACAGUGAAUUUUAUAUUAAUGAAUAGGUUCUUCCAUUUUUUUUAAUGCAGGAAAACUAUAAAGUGCUAAUAUUCAGAGAUUCUGUUGAUACAAUACCAAAAAAUGUUUUGUUCAGCCUAACAUAUGUAUCCCACCCCUCACCAUGGUUUCACUUUCAUUGAUUUCAGUUAUAGUCAACCAUGGUCUGAAAAUAUUAAAUGGAAAAUUCAGAAAUAAACAAUUCAUGACAUUUUAAAUUGUGUGCCAUUCUGAGUAGCAUGGUGAAAUCUCGGGCCUUCCCUCUCCAUCCUGCCCAGGACAUGAAUCAUCCCUUUGUUCGGUGUUUCCUUCCCAUUCAUCACUUAGUAUCCAUCUCAGUUACCAGAUCCACUCUUCAGGUAUCCUAGUGCUUAUAACCUUUAUUUUACUUAAUAAUAGCCCCAGAGUGCAAGAGUAGUGACACUAGAAAUUCGGAUUUGACAAAGAAGUUGUUAAGUACUCCCUCUAAGUGAAAAGGUGGACAUUUUCAACUUAAUAAGGAAAGAAAAAAAUCAUAUGCUGAGGCUGGUAAGAUACGCAGUAAGAAUGAAUCUUCUAUCCAUGAAAUUGUGAAGAAGGAAAAAGAAAUUCUUCACAAAUUCUGUUGCACCUCAAACUGCAAAAGUUACUGCUACAGUGCAUGACAAGUGCUUAGUCAUGCACUGUGGAAAAGGUAUUAAAUAUGUACAAUAAGAUAUUUUGAGAGAGACCACAUUCACAGUAUACUGUUAUUAUUUUUCUAUUUUAUUAUUAAUUAUUGCUGUUAAUCUUUUACUGUGCCUAACUUAAAAAUUAAACUUAAUCACAGGUAUGUGUGUAUAGGGAAAAACAUAGUAUAUAUCAAGUUUGCUACUAUCUGCAGUUCCAGGCAUCCACUGGGGGUCUUGGAACAUAUCCCCUGCGGAUAAGGGGAGAUUACUACACUGAGAUUUUUUAACUUUCCGAAUCAUUGGAUUAACAUCAUGCAGUCAUCCAAAUUAGGCCAGACUAUUUGGAUUCUCCCAGUGGCUAGAUAGGCUAAGGUAAACCACCAAAGCAGAUUUUUUUUUAUGAUUUACAAAUUCACAAAUCCAAGGAGGUAUUUUCUUAAGAUUUUCUUUAUAGGUCUUUAAUGGCUUUGCAGAUAUCCAGCAUGAACAAGGAAUGGAAGUUGUCUUCCAAUGUCUAGUUACCCUACUUUAAAACCCGCUGCCUUUAACAUUCCUCAACUGCCCUUGCAGUUAGGUGUUCCCGUGUGCCUGAGUGUUGGCUCGUGAGAUGUAGGGGUACCUGUGAGUGACUUCCUGGAAGUCUCUUCAAAGAAAAGCAGCAUGCGUUGUUUAUCUUAUUCCUCCAUCUUGCUGCCAAAGUUGUGGAUAUAACAGGAGCCCUUUCAAAUAUCCAAGAAGAGCAAGGUCAAACCCUAAGGAAAGCAUGUUGGAGACUAAAAAAGAUCUUGACUGUGUCACUACUUCAACUGCAUUUUCCUGUAUUUAAGCCAUUGUAAAUUUGGGUUUCCCUAUAUGAAGUCAAAACUAACCCAUUCUGGCCCUUCAGUUCUUUGUCAUGAUACCAUUUAGCACUGUUUGAAUAAACUAGAUUGCAAUAAUUCUUACCUUUAAAAGUUUUUAAAGGAUAAUGUGCAAUUCACAUUAGAAUUGAUUUUCCAUUGUUAAUUAAUUGUACUCAUUUUCUUGCCUUGACCUUUCAUUAGGUAUUUUGUAUCUGCUUGGAAAAUAUUGUCUUCUUUAUAACUGUGUAAUAAAUAUUUGCUAAAACUCUGUAAUCUCCAAAAUAUCGCUAUCAAAUUACAUGCCAUGUUUUUAUAUCAUUCUCAUAGAUCUGCCUUAUAAACAUCUAAAUAAAAAGUACUAUUUAAUGUGA